Molecule: messenger RNA, 267 nt
Organism: Peronospora farinosa
Lineage: Eukaryota; Oomycota; Peronosporomycetes; Peronosporales; Peronosporaceae
Source: the annotation of a GenBank genome assembly
AUGAGCCAGCGAGAGUUCGAGCGUAAGAUGGAGGAGCAUAUUGAGGAGAUGCGCGUGACGCAGACGAUUGCGUAUUUUAGUCGUACGGUCGAGUUAUGCUUCUCAGACUGUGUGCACGCUUUCCGUAGCAAGAAGAUGGACGACAAGGAGACGUCAUGUGUCAACAACUGCGCCGAGAAGUUCCUGCGCCACACGAUGCGCUCGUCUGUGCGUUUGCAGGAGAGUUAUGCGGAGAUUAUGGAGAAGCAGCAGGAACAGAAGAACUAG